AUCUGUUCAAGGUACUAUAGAGCCCCAGAGCUCAUAUUUGGUGCUACUGAAUACACAACGGCAAUUGACGUUUGGUCUGCUGGCUGUGUUCUUGCUGAACUCCUUCUAGGACAGCCUAUAUUCCCUGGCGACAGUGGUGUUGAUCAGCUUGUUGAAAUCAUCAAGGUUUUAGGUACCCCUACAAGAGAAGAAAUUAAGUGCAUGAAUCCAAAUUAUACGGAGUUUAAAUUCCCACAAAUCAAAGCUCACCCAUGGCACAAGAUCUUCCAUAAAAGAAUGCCUGCUGAAGCAGUAGAUCUUGUCUCCAGACUCUUGCAAUAUUCACCAAGCCUGCGUUCAACUGCUUUGGAAGCAUUAAUUCAUCCAUUCUUCGAUGAACUCCGGGACCCAAACACCCGUUUGCCGAACGGCCGUUUUCUUCCUCCCCUCUUUAACUUUAAGCCCCAUGAGUUGAAGGGUGUGCCGAUGGACAUCCUGGUGAAGCUCAUCCCUGAACAUGCUCGGAAGAACUGUGCCUUUGUAGGAUGGUGAUCCGCCAGACGGCUGCUUGAAGUUUAGUUCAGAACAAAUCCAGUUGUUGUCUACUAGAAACCCCAGGAGUUUGAGAUUGUCUGCAGCCACACGGGAUAUAGGCGAUGACACAUGUGAUUAUUAUUCCUUUUCUCGUCCGAGACCUCGAUGCCAUGUAUUCUUUCCCCCUACUGCCGAUGUAACAAACCACCCAUGAUACUGUAAGUAGAUGAGAAGUGUUUCGACCGUUUUCCCCUGAGCUCAUGUGCUAUGCAAUGAAGGAUGCACCCUAUGUACCGCCAAUAUUUGGUCCAGUAUUUGUUCAUGGAUCGAGGCUAUAAUUCAUUUGUACUCAUCACAUUGUUCUGUCAGAUACUCUCAAGUUUUUCAUUUUUGCUAUCUGGUACAAACUGAACAAGUUGACAAAUCCUCAACCACUAAGUUGUUGAACUUGAGUAGAUACUGCUGCCUCGUGUUUGUAUCCCAGCAAAUCAGGCUGAGGGCCUGCAUUCUCUUAAGAAAAAGAAGGAAAAGGUGUGGCUACGCCCAGGGGUACUCGCUCAGUCCCCUUAUCCUUACCCUUGGGUUCCAUGGAGAUCGAUGAAGACAUAGCAAGAAGAUCAAUGAAACCUUUAUUUGUAUGAUUAUAUCCAGCUGGUCAAAGAAUCGGUUGACAUUAAAAAAGGAAGAGUCGACCCAGACACCUACAAAAUAGUCAACUUCGGAGGAGGAUAAGGAAACGCUGGAGCAAGUAGUUGAGAUCGAAGCUGAUUAAUCGAGAGAACAUGGUAAGAAUGCUUCGAGGGCUCGUGACCCUCGCCGCCGUCGUCGUCGCGCUGGAGUGCUGUGAACUCCCACGCAGGACGGAUGGCAGGUGCGUCCUGUUCAACUUCGGCGACUCAAACUCCGACACUGGCUCCCUCCCUGCCGCCUACGGCUUCUACCUCGGCCCGCCCGCCGGCCGCCGCUUCUUCAACCGGACCACCGGCCGCUGGUCGGACGGCCGCCUCUACAUCGACUUCAUUGCCGAGAACCUGGGGAUCAGGUACCUGAGCCCGUACCUGGAGUCGUCGGGUCCCAACUUCACCGAUGGAGUGAACUUCGCGGUGGCCGGGGCGGCGGUGGCGAGCAACCAGAGCGCCAUCCCGUUCACCAUGGCCACGCAGGUGAACCAGUUCCUGCAUUUCAAGAACCGGACCCGGGAGCUCCGGCCGCUGGGGCAGGGCUCGAUGCUACCGGAGGAGGAUUUCCGGGGAGGCGUGUACUCGAUCGACGUCGGGCAGAACGACAUCACGCUCGCCUUCCUUGCCAACCUCACGCUGCCGGAGAUCGUCGCGGACGGUGGCCCGCUCGCGGCUGUCGCCGCCAAGGUCGAGGAGGCCGUCCGGGCGCUGUACGCCAGCGGCGCGCGCAAGUUCUGGGUGUACAACACGGGGCCCAUCGGGUGCCUGCCGCAGACGCUGGCGCUGCGGCAGAGGCCCGGCGACGAGCUUGACCCCGCCGGCUGCCUCGCCCGCUACAACGCCGCCGCCCGGGCGCUCAACGCCAACCUCGCCGCAGCGUGCCGCCGGCUCGCGGACGAGUACUGCGGGAGCGCGAGCGUGGUGUGCACCGACAUGUACGCCGUCAAGUACGACCUGUUCGCCAACCACGACCAGUACGGCAUCGAGCGGCCGCUGAUGGCGUGCUGCGGCCACGGCGGGCCGCCGUACAACUACGUGAACCUCAAGACGUGCGGGCAGCCGACGGCGACGGCGUGCCCGGAGGGGGAGAGGCACGUGAGCUGGGACGGCGUGCACUACACCGAGGACGCCAACGCUAUCGUCGCCUCCAAGAUACUCUCCGGCGACUUCUCCCAGCCGCGCACCAAGCUCCAGGCACUGUGCAAAUAAGAACACGACCACUUGUGGUUUUGGUCGAGGUGUAAGUACUAGUAGCAUUUAUUAAAGCGAAGACAAAAAACUGGAUCAGGUACACCUCGACCGUUGUUUCCUCAGCUACUAAUAAGAUCCGCUCCACGGGUAGUUUUUACUGGAAUUGUUGGGAACUUGCUCAGGACUAUAUAGAGUAUGCUUUAGAA
This is a messenger RNA of Triticum aestivum (bread wheat), 2590 nucleotides long. RefSeq names its product shaggy-related protein kinase alpha. Gene Ontology annotation, molecular function: protein serine/threonine kinase activity; ATP binding; hydrolase activity, acting on ester bonds. Bases 1296 to 2402 code for a protein of 368 amino acids. Gene Ontology annotation, biological process: signal transduction; cell differentiation; peptidyl-threonine phosphorylation. Gene Ontology annotation, cellular component: cytoplasm; nucleus. The record is from RefSeq and is a predicted model, not a curated record. NCBI's taxonomy places the organism in Eukaryota, Viridiplantae, Streptophyta, Magnoliopsida, Poales, Poaceae. The transcript is spliced from 7 exons.